AUGAGCAGCAAAGAGGAGAUGAAAAACAAAUUAUUAUUAUUCCUUUUAAGUUUGGAUCGCGGAAGCACUUCAAUGGAGGCGGCAGUCAUUUGGCAGUUGAGCCUCUUUUUGCUUAAUUGUCGCUCUCUUCCAGUUCAUCGUCAGUCUUCUCCACACAUAAGAAAAGGAGAGUUGGGUUCGCGUUUGAGUUCAGUAUUUGUGGGUCUAUUGCGUUCACUCCGAUUCUGUCGCCCGAGACUAAAUGGGAGUACAUAUAAGGGAAGCAUUAGAAGUUCAUUGGGAGGCGUCGGACGCAAUAUAUUUGACGGUCUCUCCAGACUAGGACUCAAACCACUGUUUUUGUCGGCCGUCGGCAACGACUCCAACGGGCACUCAAUACUGAACAACAAUCCAUUGAAAAAUCCCAAAGGCGUUCUCAUAUCGGAGACAAUACCCACCUCUUCGUGCAGUGUUAUAAUGGACGGGAAGGGCGAGUGCGGGCUUUUAGUCGGCGACAUGAGAGCUCAUCAGUUAAUUACUAAACAACAUGUAUCACAAUUCAAUGAUGACAUCUGUAGUGCACCGAUGGUUAUCAUUGACGCCAAUAUUCCAUUGGAGACAACGCUCUAUACAUUGCAUUUGUGUGCAAACUAUGGUAUUCCGGUAAUGGGUUUUAAACUUCAGAGAAGUGUGUCUGUCGUUCGGACUUUCUCUUUAAAGGUAUCGAAUCGUAUGCAUCAUUCGGUGCCCUAA
Messenger RNA from Oppiella nova, 732 nucleotides. The record is from the annotation of a GenBank genome assembly. NCBI's taxonomy places the organism in Eukaryota, Metazoa, Arthropoda, Arachnida, Sarcoptiformes, Oppiidae.